AUGAUCGUCUUGGCUUUGGUCGCAUCUGGCAGCGACGUCUUAACCGAGUCACACGACCCUGCGCACGAGCGAUUUCUGGUACGUGCUAUGUGCUACGUCCCGUCUAGUUGGGGUUCGCAGAUGCUGUUGGAUGCAUGCUGACUGGAUAAAUGGCUCUCUUGCAGACCGCAGCGGACACGAUCCUGGCAAGAAUUCCUGCUAGCUCAGAAUCGAGUGGUGGAGGUGCACAAAGAUUGACGUACACAUACGAGAGCUGGCUAUUUCACUACCUGAGCCAGGAUGGCCUCACGUAUUUGUGCUGCGCGGAUCACGAGAGUGGCAGAAGGCUUCCCUUUGCCCUGCUCUCAGAGGUGCAGAAAGAGGUGAGCGUUUGUAUGCAGCUACUCCCUGCUUCGCGCUGCUUGCUCACAAGAAGGUUCGCUUGGUCUACGCAGUUUCUGGCCACUUUCGACGCACCUUUGCUUGACUCGCCGGCACCAAGCGACUUCCAUCCUUUCGACUCCAAGCUGACUCAACUCUUGAAACGAUUCAACGAUGCGCCAGACUCGGAUCCCGUGAAAGCUGCUCAAGCAGAGUUGGCAGGCGUCAAGGAUAUCAUGACCAAGAACAUUGAACAAAUUCUCAAUCGUGGAGAGACGCUGGAGUUCUUGAUGAACAGGACAGACAAUGCGGCUCAGCACAGCAUGGCAUUCAGGCGGAGAGCCGUUGGUGUGCGGAGAAAUAUGUGGUGGAAAAACGUUAAAAUUAUGCUCCUGGCUGCGAUGUUCGCCUUGGUGAGUUGAUCGUUCCCUCUGCCCGAGCUUGUCUCAUCGCUCAGGUUACUUUGCCUCUGCACGUUCAGGUGCUCAUAUCAGCAAUCGCUCUGUCUAUCUACAAUCCUUUUCGAUAA
This is a messenger RNA of Ceraceosorus bombacis, 889 nucleotides long. The record is from the annotation of a GenBank genome assembly. NCBI's taxonomy places the organism in Eukaryota, Fungi, Basidiomycota, Exobasidiomycetes, Ceraceosorales, Ceraceosoraceae.